Messenger RNA from Cynocephalus volans (Philippine flying lemur), 8358 nucleotides. It is a transcript of the gene PKD1L1, whose product is annotated as polycystin 1 like 1, transient receptor potential channel interacting. The transcript is spliced from 57 exons. The coding region runs from base 1 to 8358 and encodes 2785 amino acids. The record is from RefSeq and is a predicted model, not a curated record. NCBI's taxonomy places the organism in Eukaryota, Metazoa, Chordata, Mammalia, Dermoptera, Cynocephalidae. Gene Ontology annotation, cellular component: plasma membrane. Gene Ontology annotation, molecular function: monoatomic cation channel activity; protein binding. Gene Ontology annotation, biological process: calcium ion transport.
AUGGCUGACGUGGCGGCCAAAGGCACUUCUGAUGACCAGGAAAGGUGUCUCCAGUCUACUUGCUCCCUUUCCUUUCCCGGCGAGAUGCCUGUGAGCACUGAGGACAGCAGGGGACUUCCUGUCUGCAGCUGCAGCCCUCCCCUCAGCAGAGUGCGCGGGGAGGUCCGUGCUCAUCAUGUGCUUUUCGUGAGCGAUGAGCUUUGUAGCUGUCACCUGUGUGCUCUGGAAGGGAAGGCACGAGAUCUGGGAUCGCAGCUCCUGUCCUCAUCAGCUUCCUGGGAGAAGAACAUUUUGAAAACAAAUAGUAAAGCACUGUUAAGUGUCAAUGGGAAAACACAAGCCCCUCCGGACUGGGAUAAUAGUACUGACAGGGGUGGGGAGCGAGGCUGUGCUUACUGGAGCGGCCCGCAGGAAAGGGAGCCUAGAGCCGCAGCUCAGAGCACCCUGGGCCUGACUCCCUUCUGCCGGGCUCCCAAGGCAGUGGAACAGAAAGUCACAGCUGAGUUCCUGCUGACAUUCUUGCUGUGCUGUGGGGAGAGUACCGCAGGCACCUCUUCUGCAGCGGCCCCCUGUGCUUCCUCCUGUGUCGGGGGACUGCUGUGUUCCACGGGGGACAUGGCCGAGGAGCUGCUUCCUGAGACUGUCACAAUGGGAACCCCCACCAGAGUGGCCAGAUCCACUCAGACCAGUGCCCAGCCAGCACCCCUCUGGCUGAUUUCCCUGUUCCCCACUUUUCCCAGAAGCUCCCACAACCUCCCACCUGGCACCCCCCACACCUCCAGCCUCCCCAUGGCCCAGCCUGGAAUGAAGAGGCUCUGUCCCCUCACUCAUUGUCCUCCUGGGGCCAUCCCAGUGCGAGGUCCUGAUGAUGCUGUGAACAUUGUCAUCCAUCACUUCCCAGAAACAGAUGCUCAGGCACGUCCAAAUCUGGGAUUUCGUGUUCACUUGGCUUCUGGAGCAGCUCUUUGUCUGGUGAUGGAUUUCGGGGACAGUUCUGGGGUUGAAAUGAGAAUCCGCAACCUGUCUGAUGCAACGGUGGUGACUGCCUACCACCAGUAUGGAAAAGAAGGCAUCUACAUGCUCAAGGCUGUUAUUUACAAUGAGUUUCACGGAUCUGAAGUGGAGCUUGGGCCUUAUUAUGUGGAAAUCAGCCAGGAGGCUGUGUCUGUGUUCAUGAAUUCCAGCAGUGUCCACAAGGAUGAAGUUCUUGUCUUCACUGGCUCCUACAUGAAUCAGGAAAGCACUGUUGUUAUGCACCAUUUUCCAUCCAUUUCUUCGUAUAAUGUGUCCUUUAUUUCUCAAACCCAAGUGGGUGACAGCCAGGCAUGGCCCAUCAUGACUGUUUGGUAUAAGAUGCAACCUAUCUCUGUCUACACAAAUGGAACUGUGUUUGCCACAGACACAGACAUAGCAUUUGAAGCUGUUACCAAAGAAACAACACCGCUGGAGUUUGUGUGGAAUUUUGGAGACGAUCCACCACUGAGGACCACUUCAAGAAGCGUUAAAAAAAGAUUCAGCAUCCCGCACUGGUAUCGUGUGACAGUCACGGCUUCCAACAGGAUCAGCAGUGUGGUCUCUGAGCCCCACCUCAUCAGGGUACAAAAGAAAAUCGUGGCCAACCGGCUCAUGUCCACCUCCUCAGCUCUGGUAAACUCCAGUGUGACCUUUGAGUGCAGAAUCAACUUCGGCACUGAUGUUGCUUACCUGUGGAACUUUGGGGAUGGCACUGUCCGCCUGGGGAACAGCUCCACCAGUCACGUCUACAGGAGGGAAGGAGAGUUCACAGUGGAGGUCCUGGCGUCCAACAGUGUCAGCGCCGCGGCCCUGAGCAAGCAGCUUUUCAUCGUGCGUGAGCCCUGCCAGCCGCCCCUGCUGCAGAACACGGGGCCUGGGAUGGUCCAGAUAUGGAGGUCUCAGCCCCUGAGACUGGGAGUGACCCUUGAAGCUGCUGUCCUCUGUGACAUUUCCCGAGGCCUUUCUUACACCUGGAGCUUGAUGGGCCCUGAUGGGUCCCCCGUCCCCCUCCCUGCUUCUGUUGACACCCACAGACAGACCCUUGUGCUCCCGAGCUACACGCUGGAGUCCAGUAACUACACCGCCCUUGCCAAGGUGCAGAUCAAAGGCAGCGUGGUGCAUAGUACCUACCACGUGGGUGUGGACGUGCGAGCCAGGGCCCCCGUCAGCGUGAUCUCCGAGGGUACACACCUGUUCAUCCCCAGGACGACUGUGUCCCCCAUCAUCCUCACGGGCUCCCAGUCUUUUGACCCCGAUAAUGCCGGGGCCACUUUCAGGUACCACUGGGAAUGCUCUGCUGCCAGCUCACCUGGGCGUCCCUGCUUUGACGACUCUGCACCACACCAACUGGAUGCCGGGGCUCCCACCAUUUCCUUCCCAGCGCAGUGGCUCAGUGACAGCUAUGACCAGUUCCUUGUGACGCUGAUGGUCUCCAGUGGUGGCCGGAACUCAUCUGAGGCCCAGGUGUUCCUGUCCACUCGCUCUGACCCAGCCUUCAGAUUCAUCCACAUCUCCUGGGUGAACUUUAAAGGCAUCUUUGUCAACUGGAAUGAGGAACUUUCUCUUCAAGCUGUGUGUGAAGACUGCGGAGAAACACCAAAUCUCUCUUAUUCCUGGGAUCUCUUUUUAGUCAAUGCAACAGAAAAGGACAGGAUAGAAGCUCCCUUCUGCAGAGCGCUGGAACUGCUGAGCUCGUCGGGGCUCUGGGCUGCUUGGAAGUCAGCACCAUCAGACCCGCCGUCCACUGAGCUGCAGCCGGGACACCCCGGAGUGAUGACCGCAACUUUGUCACAGGGGCUUUCCCCCCACACCCUUGGCCAGCCUGCCCCUUCAGCCACAGGGAGCACCUCCAUGGUGUCCAUGGUGGGUGUCCACCAGACUCCUGCUGCUGGCGACUCUGCAGUCCUGGGGGAGGCACACACGGAAGGACCACCAGAGCCAGAGCUGGGGCUUUGGAGCGAGGGAUCCCUGAUGACUGGCUUCUCUGAGAGCAGCUGGCCCCCACACGACCCCUCCCCUCCCCUCUCUGAUUUUGAAGCCUAUUAUAGUGAUAUCCAAGAGGCAGUACCAGCCAAAGGAAGACAGCCAGGGAACAGCACCAGCCUUCCAGGAUCAGAACCAGGUGCAAGAGCCGAGGAGAGCCCUGGCGACGGGGAUAACCUGCUGGGCCCCUUCCUCUCGGCAGGCAGAGCCGUGCCUACCCUCCUGAUUGACUGGCCCAAGGCCCUGGUCAGCCGAGCCGUCUUCCAAGGCUAUACCUCGUCAGGAAUCACAGAACGGGCUGUGACAAUAAAGCCUUACUCACUGAGCAGCGGAGAGACAUAUGUCCUGCAAGCGUCUGUGGCUUCGAAGCAUAGCUUACUAGGUAAAGCUCAGCUGUACUUGAAAGUCACCCAAGCUCCACAGGACAUGGCCUGCCAGGUGCAGCCCCACCGUGGUGUGGAGGCGCACACCAUCUUCAGUGUCUUCUGCAUGUCAGGAAAACCGGACUUUCAUUAUGAAUUUAGUUACUGGACAGGAAAUGCCUCCAAACACACCUUGUACCAGGGGAGAGAUGCCCAGUACUAUUUUGCGUUGCCAGCUGGUGAGCCCUUGGACGGUUACAGAGUCAUGGUUUCCAUUGAGAUCACCAAUGGUGAGGGCUCCAAGGUCCAGCCGUGCACUGUGGAGGUGACCGUCCUGCCACGUUACCACGGGAGUGACUGCCUGGAUGAGGAACUAUAUAAUUCCAGCCUGAAAAACCUGUCUACCCUCCAGCUGAUUGGGAGUUACAUGGAAGUCCGGAAUUAUAUCACCAUGAUGACCAGGAUACUGAGUCGUCUGGCUGAGGAGGACAGAAGUGCCUCGUGCGGCCAAUGGUCUCGAAUGCAGGAUGCAUUAAUUUCUUCAGUAUGCAAAUUAGCUUUUGCUGAUCAGGAAGAAAUGGUUGAUUCUGUUCUUAUGUUGAAGGACCUCAUACGUUUCCCUAAUAAGUUGAGCUUCGUGAGUGCAGUCCUCAUCCUCAAGUACGCCCGGACGCUCCUGGCUCAAGGUCAGUUCUUGGGGAGCUUUGUGGUUGACAGAAGACUGAGGCUUGAGCUCACUUGUCUCAUAUCCGGAGUCUGGGAAGCCUCUGAGCAAGAAAAAUCGAGAAAUGAGGACUAUCUACAAGAACAAGGAAUUAAGCUCAUCUCAGAUUCACUGCUGGGCUGUCUCUCCUUGAGCCAUGAGCGUCAGCUCCACGUUAGCACUGAGUGGAUGGAGAUCUGGAUCCUUCUUCACCACAACCAUCAGAACUCCAUGCAGACCCUGGGCCCCAUCCAGGUGCAUUUACCUGGUGACGUCGCCGGGCACAGUACUGCUGGGGUGGAAAUGCAGAGCCCAUGCUUCAUUAGCCAGCUCAUACUCUUCAGGAGGAAUCCAUACCCCAGGGGACGUGUCCACGGGCAGGUUGGUGGAGUUGUUGGCCUCACCCUCUACAACUGCUCUAGCCGAAGGCCCAUCAACAGACAGCGGCUAAGGAGACCCGUGACUGUCGAGUUUGGGGAGGAAGACAGCCCAGAUAAUAGGAGAAAUGAAACGACGUUUGUAUUGCUUCGGGAUAAAGUAAAUUUCCAUCAGUUCAUUGAGCUUUCUGAAAACCCCCGGGAAUCUCUACAGAUACGAAUCGAAUUUACUAAGCCCUUUGCAAGAGCAUUUCCCAUCAUGCUGCUAGUAAGAUUCUCAGAGAAACCCACUCCCUCUGAUUUUCUGGUGAAACAGAUCUGCUUCUGGGAUGAGCACAUUGUACAAAUGUAUGUUCCUGCUGUUUCACAGAAAGAUGCCAAAGUGGGAUAUUUAUCCUUAUUAGAUGCCGACUAUGACAGAAAACCUUCAAACAAGUACUUAGCUAAGGCAGUGAACUAUACAGUACAGUUCCAGUGGAUCCGAUGUCUGUUUUGGGAUAAGCAAGAGUGGAAGUCUGAAAGUUUCUCUCCACAGCCAGGAACGUCUCCAGAAAAAAUUAAUUGCAGCUAUGAUCGCCUCGCGACCUUCUCUGUGCUGAGAAGAGAGCUGAAUGCCAGUUUUGAAGUGAGCGACAUUUCCCAGUUUCAAAGUCACCCACAAAACCUGCUUCCCGGUAUUUUUAUUGUGUUUUUUAUGAUUCUUUAUGGAUUCUUGGCUAUGAAAAGUAAACGUAUAGAUCAUCAUGAAAAAAAGAAAACUGGUUACAUUUUUCUGGAAGAAGACCCCCCGGCUGACCACCAGCUGUACGCGGUCGUCAUUGACACAGGCUUCCGGGCCCUGGCCCAGUUGUCCUCAAAGGUUUACAUUGUUUUAUGUGGUGAAAAUGGACUUUCAGAAACCAAAGAACUCCACUGUCCAGAGAAGCCCCUGUUUGAAAGGAAUUCCAGACACACUUUUAUCCUGAGUGCUCCUGACCAGCUGGGCCCGCUCCGCAAGAUCCGCGUCUGGCACGACAGCCGUGGGCCUUCCCCGGGCUGGUUCCUCAGCCACGUGAUGGUCAAGGAGUUGCGCACGGGACAGGGCUGGUUCUUCCCUGCCCAGUGCUGGCUGGCUGCAGGCCGGCAGGAUGGCCGUGUGGAGCGAGAGCUCACCUGUCUGCGCCGGGGGCUCGGCUUCUGGAAGCUUUUCUAUUCUAAGUUCACGGAGUACCUGGAGGAUUUCCACGUCUGGCUCUCGGUGUACAGCCGGCCCUCCCCCAGCGGCUACCUGCUCACACAGCGCCUUGCCCUGUCCUUCUCCCUGCUGUGUGUCUACGCGUGUCUCGCCGCUGCAGUCACUGCUGGAACACCAGAGCAGCUUCCGCUGGAUGUUGGCCCCACCAACGUCACUCCUGGAUCUUUUGGGGUGGGUCUACUGUGUACCCUCCUGGCCUCUCCGGGGGCGCAGCUCCUGUCCCUGCUCUUCCGGCUCAGCAAGGACACCUUGGGGCCUUCCGGAGCUGAGCCACGCUGCCCCUUGUGUGGAGCACAGAUAACCCAGGGCCCUAACUCCCAUAGAAGGAUACCAGAUGCACGGGAGCCACGCAAGCAGCCUGCAUCAGCCAUUCUCUCUGGGACUGACAGGGCCCGGAGGAAGGCAUCGAGCAGUGAUAACAUAGCCGGUCCACCCCCUGAACUGGGGAUGCGUGGGGCUGACCACAAGGAGGAAAAGAACCACUGCUGCCCUACCCGUCUACAAGCUCCCAGUGGUGUUUUUGAAGGUCUCAUGUCCUGGUGGCUACAGGCUUGUCUGCGUUGGUCAGGCUCUGCAGCGUGGGCCCUUUGUGGAAUGACUUCCCUGGCUGGUGGUUUGGGGACAGGAGUUCUAGGCUACAGGUUUGGCCCGGCGCAGUGUGUGCAGUGGCUGCACCUGCUAUUCCUCUCUGUGCUCUGCUGUGUCCUUGUCACCCAGCCACUCAUGAUCUGCCUCACAGCGCUGGGUUUUGCUUGGAAAAGAAGAGAUGACAGCCACUUCUUUGUUGAGUCUUUAUGUGCCGCAACCAGGAAUCUGGACCCUGAGCUGGAAGAACGUUCCAGGGCCCAUGGUCCCCCCUCCUCAAGCUGCCACCUUCCUGACUGGGCAGUUGACGCUGAAAAAGUCUUGGCUGCCCGACAACGAGCGCGCCACUUGCGCUGGGCACGCCCGCCGUCCACAGCCCUGCUCCGGGUCACCGGGGAGAGGAUGAGGAGGGAGCGCCGCACACGGGCAGCCCUGAGAGACAUCACCACGUACACCCUCAUGCUGCUCCUGCUUUUGUUCAUGAUAUAUGGGAAAUUCUCCCAGGAUGAACAUUCUCUCAAUCAAGCUAUCCGGAAGGAAUUUAUAAGAAAUGCCAGAAACCCCCUAGGUGGCCUGAGAAGCACCGAUGACUGGUGGCAGUGGAGCCUGACCACGCUGCUGGAUGGCCUGUACCCGCAGGGCUCCUCGAUGGCUCAGCCUGGAGCUCUUGGAGGAAAAUGCUACCUAAUAGGCAGUGCAGUAAUCAAGCAGCUAAAAGUCUCUCCUGGCAGUUCAUGCAAGCCUCCCAGGCCAUUUUCAGCGUCCAUCGAAGACCCUCUUUCCACACGUAGCCCCGAAGUUGGAGGCCCUGAGAACCCCUACAUGAUAGACACAGAGAACCAAAACAUGACCCCGAGUGGUCUAGGGGGCUGCAGGGCAAGGGGAGAUUGUGUGCUUAGCCUGGGCAGAACAAGGACCGAAGCCCACAUGGCCUUGACCGGCCUCAGGGCCAGCAAGUGGAUUGACUGCAGCACCAGGGCCGUGUCUGUGCACUUCAGCCUCUAUAACGCUCCCACCCGCCUCUUCACGAGCGUGUCCUUGAGUGUGGAGAUUGUCCCCACGGGGGGUCUCGUCCCCUCGUCUCUGGUGGAGUCAUUCAGCAUCUUCCGCAGCCACGCAGCCUGGCGGUACCACCUCGUCCUUCCCGAGCUGGUCCUCCUGGUGCUCAGCCUGCUUCACCUGUGUUUUCAGCUCUACCAGAUGAUCGAGAAGGGUGUGCUGAGCUAUUGGCGAAAACCGAGAAAUUGGCUGGAGCUGUCGGUGGCUGGAGUGAGCCUCGCCCACCACGCAGCCUCCGGCCACCUGGCCACUCUUGCUGUGGAUGUUGUCGACCAGUUCCACAGAGGACUGUCUCAUGUGUUUAUGGACCUCAGCCUUAUGGCAUCAUGGAAUCAGAGGGUGCGCUGGCUCCAGGGGAUCCUCUCAUCCCUCUUGGUGUUAAAGUGCCUUUACCUUCUUGGCAUUCAGAAAGCAAUGGCAUCCUGCGCGGCCGUGGUGUGUCGCUCACUCUGCAGGGUCUUUGCACCAGCGCUGGCGGGGGCCCUGAUGCUGGCCGCCCACUACCACCUGUGCUGGUUGAUGCUCUGCACCCAGGCUCGGCCAUCUGGCUCCUUGGCUGGUUCCUGCCCUGUGCUGCUGUUUCGUUUUCUGGGAAGAAGCCACCAAGACUCAUUCCUCAGCCUUUCCAAGUCUGACCAGCAGGCCACGACAUGCUACUGUGGAGCCCUCUUUUUAGUAAUGGCCACGCUGUAUUUUCAGAUGCUGAGAGGUUCCCUCAUGACUUUUCCCCGAAGAAGAAAACUUUUUCACAGUAAAUCCCUUGUGAGACUUAAAGAUGUCAGGGCUUACAUGUGGGGGAAGGUCCUCGCUUUUCUGGGACAGGAAACGCCAUGGUUGGAGGAGGCUGAGGUGGUGGAGAAUCACAAAUACUACCUGGAUGAAUUUGCAAACCUGUUAGAUGAACUUCUGAUGAAGAUUAAUGGUUUGUCUGACAGCUUACAACUCCCUCUUCUAGAAAAACAAUCCAGCAGUAUAGGGGAGGCAAGAGCAGAAGACCCUCCCUUGGUGGGCACUUCUGGUUACCAGGCUACUGAGAACUGA